Notolabrus celidotus (New Zealand spotty) is the source of this 2380-nucleotide messenger RNA. RefSeq lists its product as uncharacterized. The record is from RefSeq and is a predicted model, not a curated record. The transcript has 7 exons. The coding region runs from base 240 to 1229 and encodes 329 amino acids. Lineage: Eukaryota; Metazoa; Chordata; Actinopteri; Labriformes; Labridae.
AAAGCCACGCCCCUUUCGCGGUCACAGUGUCGUCUGUGCAAAAUACGGAAAGGAGAAACAUUGUUACAGGCUGUAAUAGUACAAUUUAAGUUACCCGGCGAAGUGUUAACUUAAACGUUUUGGGCUGUUUUUUGGGGUAAUUUUGUCAUUCUGUAAAGUUUCAUUAGUGAUCAGAGUUCCACCACAGCUUUCAGUCGUAGAAGUUUGUUAAAAAAACCAAACACAAGUUAACCUAAAAUAUGCAAAACUACGCAGAGGCUGUCAGGGACUUUGUAGAGAAACAUGCCACUGGUCUCACUGUUGCUUUUGUUGCAGGGGCAGGUGUACUGGCCUUGCGCAGAUGGUUUGCUGGCGGAGUGUGUCGGAGCAAGGUCAGGCUUGAUGGAAAAACAGUCCUGAUCACAGGCGCCAACACUGGCAUUGGGAAGGAGACGGCCCUGGAUAUGGCCCAGCGAGGAGCCAGAGUGAUCUUAGCCUGCAGAGACAUGACCAGAGCUCGAAUCGCAGCUGAUGAGAUCCGGCAGCGGAGUGGAAACGGCAAUGUGGUGGUAAAGAAACUGGACCUGGCCUCACUGCAGUCUGUCAGAGACCUGGCCAAAGAUAUUCGGGAGAAUGAGGACCGCCUGGACAUCCUCAUCAAUAAUGCAGGUGUCAUGAUGUGUCCUAAGUGGAAGACUGUGGAUGGCUUUGAGAUGCAGUUUGGUGUGAACCACCUGGGACAUUUUCUCCUCACAAAUUCUCUCCUGGAUCUGCUGAAGAAGUCAACUCCAAGUCGCAUUGUCAUCGUCUCCAGCCUGGCACACGAGAAAGGUCGUAUACACUUUGAUGACAUCAACCUUGAUAAAGAUUACAAGCGUGAGGUGAGCUACCGCCAGAGCAAGCUGGCCAAUGUGCUGUUCUGCAGAGAACUCGCUACAAGACUGCAAGGCACUGGUGUGACAGUGUACAGCCUUCACCCUGGUGUCAUCCGCACAGAGUUAGGCCGUCAUUUGUUCCCAACUUUAGCCCUGUGGAAGAGGAUCAUUGCCAUGCCAUUUUUAAUGCUGAUCAAAAGUCCCUGGGAAGGAGCUCAGACCACCAUCUACUGCGCCGUGGAUGAGAGCGUGGCUAACGCGAGCGGCCUCUACUACAGUGACUGUGCCGCUAAAACAGCAGCCACACAGGCCCUGGAUGAUGCUGCAGCCAAGAAGCUGUGGGACGUCAGUGCUUCGAUGGUGGGUCUGGCUUAAACAAAACAGCCGAGGCUGGAGUCAGUGUCCUCGUGAACACUGGCAAAGGUAGAGAGCACUAAGGUUGUUUUUUUGUGUGUGCGUGUGGGUGUACUUUCAUGCUAGUGAUCGACCAGUUUGAACAUUUUAGCACUAAUAGAUUUACAUCAUGUUACAGUAUUUAAUCAAACACAGCAGGUUGCUUGAUCUUUAUAUUCUACUCAUUCUUUAUUAGCACAUUUUCUUUAUCUGUAUCCACAGUGUGCAGCUAUAAGCAUAAUGAAACAAGGUAACACUUAUGUACCAUGAGUGACUGCUUUCAUGCACUGAACUUUGUUUUUUUUAUUAUGAGCUCCAACAUGAGUUAAGCAGGCUCUCAUUUUUCAUUAUAUUUUAUCUUUGAGACUUCUAGCACUUUAGACAGCUGCUUUAUAUCAUGGCAUUGAACAACAACAACAUUUUAUUUUGUUGUUUAAUGACGGUGUGUUGUGAACUAUCAACCUUAUGCAGAUACAAAAAAAUCACGGGGUUAUAGCAUAAACAAAAGAAAAGGAAAUAAAGGGUUAACGUAACCAAGAAUUAAAGAAGUGUUUUAUUCACCUUGUCUUUAAUUUUUACACAGGUUACUUGAUCAAAACAGCCCUUCUUUUCUGUGAUUUACUAAACAUUGCUGCUGGUUGAAGCUAACCAUGGUGCUAUGCUAACCCAUGCUGAGUCAGCCAUGAUUUUUGUUACAUGUGCAGCCAUAAAAAUCACAUAAAGCAAUACUACAUUUUCAAAGAAGUACAAAUAAGGGAAGCCGAGGGCCUCUUUGUGUGUAGUUUGAAUUGAAAGUGUGAACAUAAAGUCACUUUCCUGGUUGAGAAAUGACAAUAUGUGCCGGCAGUGGUGAGAGGACCUCAAAGUUUCCCCCACCUGGUGUAGAGAGAGGGGACACCUCGGGGCUGGUAGCUCCAGAGGUCAUGUCAGAGUGCCCUUCUUUGUGUGCGAGUGAUUGGGUAUGUGUGUCUUAACAUAGCAGGUGAUGUGUUCUUUUUCCUGUUUUGCUGCUUUCAUUCUUGGAGGAGAGAAUUGUUUCCUUCAGCUGCAACCAUUAUGAACAAAACAAAUUGAACAGGGAACCAUCAAUUUGUUUAGCCACGAAUGUCUGAUUAAAAAAAAUUACAACAAAA